Molecule: messenger RNA, 1315 nt
Organism: Prorocentrum cordatum
Lineage: Eukaryota; Dinophyceae; Prorocentrales; Prorocentraceae
Source: the annotation of a GenBank genome assembly
GAUGCACGCAGCUGGGGCAUUUCGCUUUGUCUGCGGGCAGGCGGCGCCCUUUCCAGUACCUGGCGAUCUCAGAGAUGCCGUGUUGUUCCAGAUAGAGCACACAGUUGAGCAGAUCAACCCGCGCUGGCGCGAACAGGUCAAAUACUGGUGCGACCGGGCAGAAGCCUUGGAAGAGUCUAGAUCACCGGUGGUCGCCGGGGCGCCGGUCGCCCAGCAGCCGCUGGUCGCGAGGCUGCGCGACCCCCUGCUGUGUGAGCUGGCAGCGGCCUGCGGGUGCGAAGACCUGAAGUUGUUGGAGAGAUGGCAGACUGGCGACAGGCCGGCGGUGUCUGAUCUGACACUAGAGGCAGUCUGGAGAGACAGAGCGCAUUAUAACAAUUUCGUGCGGUCCCGUGUGAAGAAGACCGACUUCGACGGCGACCUCUUCGCAGCAACGCAGGCAGACGCUGUCCAGGGCGUCAUGACCGACCCGCGGCCAGUCGAGCCCGCCGACCGUAUCCAACACGAGAAGCUGGACACAUUGGUCUGGAUGGUGCUUUUGUUCCUGAGGGCUGGCUGUGAUGUGCGGCUGUGGAAGCGAGAUGUCAAAUCCGCAUUUCGCAAAUGCCCCAUCCGUGCGGAAGACUUAGACUUGGCUUGGGUUGUCUUUUACUUCAAUGGACUUUUGCACGAAUCCCAGCACAUAUCGAUGCCGUUUGGCACGGGUGGCGCUGUCUACGCUUGGCACCGCGUUGGUGGUUUCGUGUCAGCCAUCGCCCGCCGCAUCUUCAAGGUGCCGCUCGGCAGGUACGUGGAUGACUUCUUCGGGUGCACGGUCGCGGGUGUUCUGUGCACAGGUGGUCGCAUCUUGUCUCUCGUGCUGUCGCUCGUGGGUCUGCCCGAUGACCCGGCGAAGGCGGCCCGCAUGGUGUCAGCCGUGGUCGUCUUGGGCGUGGACGUUGCGGUCUCCCGCGCUGAGGCCGCAAUCAGUCUCAAGGUUCAGGACGCGAAGGCUUCCGCUUGGGCGAAGUCUCUGCGGGAAGUCCUGCAAACAGGCCUCUGUGAUCCAGUCCUGGCGUUGAAGCUCGCCGGCCGUCUGUCGUUCGCUGUCGCGGCUGCAGCCGACCGGGUUGGCAGAGCUUUCAUUCGCCCUGUCUAUGCGCAUGCUUGUGCUUCGACCGGUAAUUGCAAGGCCGGCGAGUGGGGUCUGGAAGCUGCGGGCUGGUUGUUGCGCUACCUCGAAGUGCGGCCGCCGGCCCGUGUCCAGUCAAGCUCGGCGAGGAGCCGCGUGAUCACGUGUACUGACGCCGCUGGCUCGUUUCGCUGGCUCGCAGCG